AUGGAGUUGGAUCCCUACCAGUGCAUCGCAAAGAAGAAUCGCAAGUAUGCCUCGGAGUGCACCGAGGUCCACUUAGCCAACCUUGGUGCAGAAUCCAUUUCCAAGAAGUUCGAGCAUUUUCACUCGCUUGAAGUCGUUUGGUUCCAAGGAAACAGCUUGUCGCGUGUGGAGAACCUGGAGACAAACUUUCGUAUUCGAGAGGUUUACAUCCAAAACAACCGACUGGUGUCCUUGGCUGGCCUCAAGAGCUUCAAGUUCCUGCGGGUUCUUCUUGCAAGUGGCAACCAGCUUCGAAACCUUGACAAGCAGCUGGCCUUAUUGUCGAGAUUCCCGUUUCUCAAGAAGCUGGAGCUUUUCGACAAUCCUGUGGCGGAAGAGCCCGACUAUAGGCUUCGCCUCAUUUACCACGUGCCACAGGUUGAGCUGUUAGACCAGCAUACAGUGAAGGGUGCAGAGCGACUUCGGGCUGAUGAAGUUGUGCCAAAUUUGGACAAGGUCUCUGCGGCAAAGGUGGAAAAGCCUCGACCGAAGGGCCACCAGUUCUCAUUGCUGGAGAGGCAGUGCAUUCAUGAAGCUCGGAGCAUCCAAGAAAGACGGAGGCAAGAGGAGGAGCUCUCAAUGAGCAAGAGCUUCCAUGUUGCAGUUGACAAGGAUGCCCCACCGGACUGCAAAGUCUUCAAGGCUAACCGGGACCGGUGGAUGGACCCGAGGAAGAAGAUCGUCCACGAAACUUUGAGGCCAACGCCAUGGGAAUGCCAUGAGAUGCGGGGACUCAUUGAAGAGCGUGCUGGCAAGAAAGAGCUCACGAAAGAGGACGUCGCAGCCCUCGCGAAGGACCUUGGACAAAGCGGCAUUGAAGAGGUUGGCCGCUUCCUGAAAAGCCCGGCUGCUGUUUUCGAGGAGGUGAUGGAGCAGGAUGCUGUUGAGGCAGGCAUGACGGCCCUGGCGCGUAGCCUCAAGUUUCACACCGAGUCCAAGGGGAAGGUGAAGCCAGUGCCUCACCCCCUGGACAAGCUGAUGCAAGAUGCAUCGGCAACCCUUCCGGUUUCAGAAGUGAUCACCUGGCUUCUGAGACUGGACUGGCCUCGAUUUGAAGAUGACCUGUUGGACAGGCGUAUUGAGAAGCUCUUCGAAGACAUUCGCCGUGCUGAGUUUGCUGGCGACAAAGAGACGGUGGGCAAGCUCCGAACGCACGCAUCGCGGCUCGAGGGUGCCAAGACUUUGAAGGAGCAUGUGGAGCUCAAUCGCAAGGAGAUUGUCCAAGCAGCUCCCAAAGCGCGGGUUGACAUUUUCCCUCAGACGUUCAUUCGGGGCAAGCGUCAGAUAGACGAGGCUACAGGGCGAAUCGUCUUGAAGGUUGGCAUGGACACCAGAAGCACCAGCAUGGGAACCAUGACUGUUGCAAGGUAG
Symbiodinium pilosum is the source of this 1410-nucleotide messenger RNA. The record is from the annotation of a GenBank genome assembly. Lineage: Eukaryota; Dinophyceae; Suessiales; Symbiodiniaceae.